UAAUAAAUUUUCCGAAAAUCUGUGAGCUGGUUGCCACGCUGAUGGUGACUUGAAAUUGCCUAAUGGUGGAAAUAUUCAUACUACAGAGAUUGCUGCCUUACCAGCAUAUCACUUUUCAAGGACCAUGCAGCAUGGUCCUUGAGGAAAGCAAACAUUCACAAGCCUUUCAUGUGAUAUGGACAAGUUCCAUAAGGCAAGUAUACUCAGGCCAAUUGGUCAAGUCAAUUGAGUUCAGGUUGAAGGCUACAUUGAGAAUGCUUAUUUUAAAGUAGUGAGUUAGACUGAGAGAGCCCUCACACUGAAGAAAACUUGACUUCUUAUCUGGGAUGUCCAAGUCACCCAAGUGGUUCUCUGGAAGAAUAACUGACUGUCUGUAUGCUGGAAAUGCUGAUAACUCACCGUCACAGGAAAUCUACACGGCUAGAUGGAAUUGAACCCAGGAGUGCUUAACUAGCCACAUCCCUGGCCCUUUUUAUAUUUUAUUUUGAGACGGGGUCUAACUUGCUUAGGAACUUGCAAGUUUACUUGAUGCCACUCAAGAUCCUACCCUCAGAAAGUUUGUAAUGUGGAAGGGGAGAUGACACCUGCAGAGAUCUGGGAUGUGAGGCCCACCUCACCACCCCGGGACAUGUAUGCAUGCAUGCACAUUUGCUGUGAUGUGCUUAGAGCUUGACGUAGUGUGUUGGCAGAAGUCUCUUCAGUCUGGUGUGGGACCUGCAGCAGUGGAGGAUUUAAGUGCAUUGCUCGUCCUGGGUAUCUUCAUCUUGGAAUUAUCUCAAGAAUUAUACUGCAGAAGAUAAAUCAGUAUCUGGAAAGAGAAGGAAGUAGGGUGGAGACGAGGAAGCCGAGGCUCAGUAAGAUCAAGUGGGACCUAAGGCAGGAACCUCCUUGAGCAAUUGGAUCCAGAUUCUCCAGGUGGAGGAUUUUGUUGAUUAGAAUACAGAUUGAAAAGUUGAGAGCAGCAUGUUUUGCCCACUGCAGCUGGUCCUGAUCCCAACGUUACUGGCUUGUUCCUUGGGCCUGAAUGACUUUAGUACUUCCCCCGCUGAACUCACAGUCCAUGUGGGUGAUUCAGCUCUGAUGGGAUGUGUUUUCCGGAACCUAGAAGGGAAACACGUGACCAAAGUAGACUGGAUGCUGUCACCUGGAAAGCAUGCUGAGGAUGAAUAUGUGCUAUACUAUUAUGGCAACCUCAGUGUGCCUGUGGGGCGCUUCCGGAACCGUGUGUUUUUGGCGGGAGACCUCCUACAAAAAGAUGGUUCUCUGCUGCUCCAAGAUGUGCAAGAGGCUGACCAGGGAACCUACACCUGUGAAAUCCGCCUUGAAAGCGAGAGCAAGGUGUUAAAAAGCAAAGUCGUGCUGCAUGUGCUACCAGAGGAGCCCAAAGAGGUCACGGUCCAUGUGGGUGAUUCAGCUCUGAUGAGAUGUAUUUUCCACAGCACAGAAAAGAAACGCCUGACCCAGGUAGACUGGAUGUUCUCUUCCGGAGAGCAUACCAAGGAAAUCGUCUUACACUAUGACCUCAAAUUCCAGUUUCCUGAGAGAUACUUCCCUUACCAGGGUCGCUACCAGAACCGUGUAAACCUGGUGGGAGACAUUUCCCACAACGAUGGUUCCAUCAUGCUCCAAAGAGUGAAAGAGUCUGAUGGAGGAAUCUACAACUGCAGUAUCCACCUGGGGAACCUGCUGUUCAGGAAAACUCUUGUGCUCCAUGUGACUACGGAAAAGUCUCAAACCCUGAUUCCAGAAAUCCCUAGACCUGAGCUCCUGGGCGGGAAUCAGCUGGUGAUCAUUGUGGGGAUUGUCUGUGCCACUCUCCUGCUGUUCCCUGUUUUGAUAUUGAUUGUGAAGAGGACCCACUGGAAUAAGAGUUCACUAAAUUCUACAGCCUUUGUUAAAAGCCUGGAGAACAUGGAGAAGGCCUAUCCAGAGAAACAUGUUUACUCCUCUAUAACUACACAGGAAGUGAGGGAGGAAGAAGAACCAAGUGGGAAAUCAGAGGCCACCUACAUGACCAUGCACCCAGUUUGGCCCUCUCUGAGGUCAGUUCCAGCUGGGGGAAUUCCAAAACCAGAGCAUGCUUUUUGAGAAGAAAGGAGAGUUUCCUUCAAUUUAGCAGCGGCAGGGACUCUGUCCUCCCUCUGUGUUGCUGAGAUACUGUACCAGUUAUUUCAGACCCCUGCCCUCCAGGUAUCCUUGGCUUUUAUCAAAGGGCUGAAGAUGGAGGGUUUGGAGCCUGGCAGAAGGACUGAACAGCUCUGGAGGAGCAGGCUCUGCUGAGGAGAGGGAGAGAAUGAACUUGGCUGGCUAGAAGGGCCCAGAGGAAGUUGGCUGAGGCACUGUGGUGGCCUCAAGCACUCCAUCGGAUCAGACCCGUCAUAUGGACAAUGUGCUUUGUGGUUGAGCUACUGAGAAGAAUCACAGAGAUAAAAACCAAUGCAAAUGAUUCCAUCAAUAAAUGAUGCCUAAAUAAA
Messenger RNA from Marmota monax (woodchuck), 2474 nucleotides. It is a transcript of the gene Jaml, whose product is annotated as junction adhesion molecule like. Gene Ontology annotation, biological process: neutrophil extravasation; neutrophil chemotaxis; monocyte extravasation. Gene Ontology annotation, molecular function: cell adhesion molecule binding. Gene Ontology annotation, cellular component: membrane. Lineage: Eukaryota; Metazoa; Chordata; Mammalia; Rodentia; Sciuridae. The transcript has 15 exons. Bases 964 to 2088 code for a protein of 374 amino acids. The record is from RefSeq and is a predicted model, not a curated record.